Messenger RNA from Coregonus clupeaformis (lake whitefish), 3071 nucleotides. Its product is annotated as voltage-dependent calcium channel gamma-6 subunit. NCBI's taxonomy places the organism in Eukaryota, Metazoa, Chordata, Actinopteri, Salmoniformes, Salmonidae. Gene Ontology annotation, molecular function: calcium channel regulator activity. Gene Ontology annotation, cellular component: L-type voltage-gated calcium channel complex; membrane. The coding region runs from base 854 to 1705 and encodes 283 amino acids. The transcript is spliced from 5 exons. The record is from RefSeq and is a predicted model, not a curated record. Gene Ontology annotation, biological process: regulation of calcium ion transmembrane transport via high voltage-gated calcium channel.
UAUUCUCGCAAAUACAUUUUACAGGGCCCAGCAAAGACAGAUAGAUCAAGCACAACCGUACGUGCAUGUCUAAACAAACAUAUACACUUUCAAACACCACACAGGCAUAGGCGUGUGGCCACAUAGCUACUAAACCCACCCACUCACCAACUCCCUGCAACACAAGGCUACUUUGGCCUCCACCCUCUUUCCACUGCCCUUACCUCCCCUCCUCUCUUUCUCCGCGGCCCCUCUCUCGCUCACUCAUUCUCUUCGCCUCGCCCUAUUUCAUUCCGAACUGAACCACACACACCAAACAGAAUAAGCUGCUUUCUCCCUGCUGGCUUCUCCUCCAUAUCUCUGUUUCCCAACAUCUACCCGGAAGCUUCCUCUCUUUUUGAUAUUUUUGUCUAAUCUAUUCUAUCUUUUAACUCAUUUUUCAUUAUGACCCGCUCAUCAUUGCAUACUUCUUCCAAACCACCUUUUACAUCAAGCUUUCGAUGUCUGGUGUUAAUACCUAACAAUUAAUGAUUUGUGCCGACACACAAAAAAACACAAAUAUAUAUAUAUAUGUUUUCUGCACUGAUAAGCCUUAACAUGCCUUAUUAUUUUUGAUGGUGGGUUUGGUAUGUUUGGUUUAUGAACUGAGUCAUCAGUGCUGCUAAUUCCCAUUUCCCUUAUUUUCCUGUCCUCCCACAUCUUCCUGUUUCCCUCCCUCCAUCCCUCUUGCCUCACCAAUCCCUGUCCACCAUCCUUUCUAUCGCGCCACUGCCACCUCACCAUACAAACCCAUUCCCUGUCUCCUACACUCUCUCCCUGUCUUUAUCCAUUAUUCAUCUCAUUUUUUUUCUCAAUCGUAAACAUCUGCAAAGCUAUGUGGUCCACCUUCUUUCUGCACGAAGAGGAUGGCAGGCCGAUUCCACCAGGGGCGGGAGUAGGACCAGGAGCAGGUCCCCUGGGACUGACAGGUGUCAUGGGUGGCAGAGGGGCUGGGGCUGGUGCUAUGGGAGUUAAGCGCCGGGCAAAAGCGUCAACAUCAGGAGGCAUGAGCGAGGUCCAGGAGGGCAAGAUCAAGCUGGCGUUCUUCGUGGCCAUCGUGGGUGUGGUGUUGACUGUCUUGGGCUUGGGCACAGAGUAUUGGGUGGAGCUGUCCCCGCCAAAGACCUUCUACAACAACCAGACGUGUCUGGCAGCCCACUACGGGCUGUGGAAAGGAUGCACCCGGACUCUGUGGGUGGCUGACAUAAGCCCUGAGCGAGAGAGCUGUGGGCCGGCUGAACUGCCCGGAGAAUCUAACUGCACCUACUUCAAGUUCUACACUACUGGAGAGAAUGCCGUCAUCUUCCAGAAGACAACAGAAAAGAGUCUGAAUGUGGCGGCAGCCAUGAUGGCCCUCUUCAGUCUCUUCCUGAUGGUAAUGGGGGCCAUAUGCAUCACCACGGCCCUCAGCAAAGGAGAAUCGUUCUUCCUCAAGCCUGCAUCGGUUUGCUUCAUUCUGUCAGGCCUCCUGAUGCUCCUAUCUCUUAUUCUUUUCAACCAAUCGGUCCUCUCCUUCCUAGCCAGUGACCACUCGGUGCCGUUGCAUCACGAGUUGUCUUGGUCAGUAUCCUGUGUUGGGUGUGCAGGGGCCAUUCUUAUUUUGGGCGGAAUCCUCUUUCUCUUGCUUGCACUACCAUUCAGCCCCUGGCGAAAGUGUUUUCCCCCCAAAAAUGAAAGUGACAGCUAGUGGCGAGGAGGAGGUAUUGCACUUUAUCUGUAUCGUCUUAUAACUGUUGAGAAAUGGACAGUAUCCUGCAAUUUUACAUUGAAUCAUUUGAAGUUGUGUAGAGAGGGGUUCAAGUUGUUCAUCGUCUUGAAUGUUUUUUCUCUCCUUAUUUUGCAUAAAUCCGUAGGUCAUUGAAGGGACACUAUACUGCUCUUGACUUAUGAAAGGUGAAGAAUUAACUCAAUGCCUAAUUCUUGGGAGAAUCAAAGGUGUUAGUUGACAGCAAAUGUUUUCUCACAUUGCAUGUGUAAAAUGUUAUAUGCCGGUAUGUUCAAACGUCUCUCCAAGUGUGAAAUUCAAUUGAAUUCAAAAUAAUUUUAAAUGAAUUUAACAAAAACAACAGUUUGCAGUUGUGUAUUGAAUUGGUGAACAUUACUUCUUAAUUAUUUUUGCCCAAACUUUGAUGAUAUUGUGAUCGACAGUCUUAUUAGAGAGUAUAAUCCUAAGGAUAGUAAUUGGGAUUCAGAUGUAUUACAUAGAACAAAGGUACAGUACGAAACGUAUAGAGUUUCUAGUAAAUAAAUACAUGCACAACCCCAUGGUAUUGCAAUGUUUUUACAACUGCCUUUAAUAUACAGAUGUAUAUAUAUCAAAGAGACAAUAGCCUCUAAAAUCCAAAUGUUUUCAGACCUCAAAGGUAAUAUCAAGAUUAGUCUACGUCCCAGGCCAUCAUGUUUUGUAGAUUCAGUUAUAUGCCACAACAUAAAAGUAAUGAACCAUGUAAAUUCCAGAUCUGCGGUGCUUAUGUUAUUCAUGAAUUUGUGUAGCAUCCCUACCGAUGGCGUGGGAUGUGUGGACUCAUAUUAAAUAUUAGACUACUUUCGAGGUCUGAAAACAUCUGACAAAUUUUGAUUUUGCAGUCUAAUGUCCCUUAACAUUUUAGAUACACCAUCUGCUCUUGGUGUGUGGGUGACUAUAUUAUAGAAAUAGCAAUAAAUUAUUAAAGCGGCACUGCCUAAAAACAUCUCUGCCUGAAAGGACAGGCAAUUUCAUCGUAAACCUUAUUAAAGAGGUAAAGUGCUACAAUGUUGCAGCAUUUAGCUACUAACCAGGUAUAUAAGGUUGCAUUGUAAAUACACUAUUCAAAGUCAUAUGAGCCUUCAGUGUUGUAAAUUAAUAACGUAAAAACAUUUCAUGUGUUGAGUGUAACCCAAAUGUCACACGUUUAUACUGUAAGAUUUUUCUUUCAAGAGAGAUACUUGUCAGAGGUAUUCUGUGCAUAUCGGUAUUUCAAUGGGUAUUGGAAGGUGAAUUGUGUCUGUGGUUUUCAUUGGAAAUAAUUGUGUAUGUAAGACUUGAUUUAAUUAUUAAAUGUGAAGACAACAUA